AUGCCUUCGCACAUCGAGCGACUCAAAGGAGUACCCCGUAGGGCUUUGGCAUACCUUCUUUCUCAAGAGCCAAGCUGGAAAAUUUCCGCCGAUCUGCUAAGUGGUAUUGCAGAAGCAGCCGAGCACCCCUCUUUAGAAGUGGAGGGAUCUGUGACACUACCGUCUGAGGGUAAGUCAAGCCAGCUUUCAGACAGCGCUCUUCCCCACAGCCAAAGUGGCUCUGCGGCCUCAAGCCCUCUUCCCCACAGCCAAAGUGGCUCUGCGGCCUCAAGCCCGACUCAGACUACAGAUGCCAUGGACGGUACUUCGAACCCUCUGCCCACCGAAUUCACUUUGUACUGGCAGUCGAAAGCUCCAAGAUACAGUGGUGACUUAGAUACCUACAUCUGGCAGCCUUACCGAAAGCCUCCUCCGUUCACCUUCGUUAAAUUGCAUAUUGUCAACACAGAAACACCGCAAAACUUGAGGAUGAUACUUCUCUUUAAAGAGACUCGCUCCUUGUGUGAUUUCCGGAAUCGACACCAAAGUGUUGCCCGACAGCAGGUUGCCACCGAAGCCUGGUCGUCUGUUACUGAAUUGGCACGAUCGAUAUUGGCGGUGUGUGAAACGAUACUGUCAGACAUGGUCGACUUCUUGCAAUGUACCUCGAAAGAAAUAACUAGACUGACAUUCGAGGGCCGCGCCUAUCCUCGUGUUGAAAAAAUACAGUAUCUGAUACACAUGAAUGAUUGCAGGAAACGAGCGGAGCUCGAUAUGAGGCAAGACGCUAAGCAACUUGAAGAUGUCAUCAAGACCAUCCAAUCACUAGCACCGCCUCCACAAAGCCUGGACAAAGAGAUUAAGACGUUGGGCGCUCGGACAGCCGAUUUCAAUUACAUUCUCAAGGAACUUGCGAUUCGUGGGACAGCCAUUGAUAGCCUGCAAAAAGAGUUCAAGCAGCAUUCCAUCCAAUAA
Messenger RNA from Letharia lupina, 954 nucleotides. RefSeq lists its product as uncharacterized. Bases 1 to 954 code for a protein of 317 amino acids. The record is from RefSeq and is a predicted model, not a curated record. NCBI's taxonomy places the organism in Eukaryota, Fungi, Ascomycota, Lecanoromycetes, Lecanorales, Parmeliaceae. The transcript has 3 exons.